Molecule: messenger RNA, 6063 nt
Organism: Acipenser ruthenus (sterlet)
Lineage: Eukaryota; Metazoa; Chordata; Actinopteri; Acipenseriformes; Acipenseridae
Product: protein crumbs homolog 1-like
Exons: 13
Coding region: 148-4221 (1357 amino acids)
Biological process (GO): heterophilic cell-cell adhesion; establishment or maintenance of epithelial cell apical/basal polarity
Cellular component (GO): protein-containing complex; plasma membrane
Molecular function (GO): calcium ion binding
Source: RefSeq, a predicted model, not a curated record
GAGCCCUGUGGAAGCACACAAGUGGCAUCUUGUGAAUCCUGUGCCUUGGAAGCACCAGGCUCUGUGUACCUGAUGUUGUGAAAGGCACAAGAGAGCAGUUACAACAUGGCCAGCAGACAGUUCACAGGAUGAUUUCUCAUUAUAAAUAUGGCUUUUUCAAAAUCUUCCCGAUUCAAAUUAUCAUUCGUCACCAACCUCAUUCUUCUGAGUCUCAUCAGCAUUGGAAGUGUAUUUUGCGUGGAGACCGUUACCGGAUGCCUAUCUGGCCCUUGUCAAAACAACGCUACUUGCGAGGAUGUUACCCCAGAAUAUAUUUGCCACUGUCCCUCAGUUCCAAUCGCCUUUGUGAACAAAUUCUGUGAAAAAUCCAGUGAACUUUGCAGUCCCAACUCUUGCCAAAAGAAUGUCACUUGUAUAAAAAUUGAGCAUCCUAGCGACCUUAUCUGUCAUUGUCCGCCUGGCUUUUCUGGAGAACUUUGUGAGGCAUAUGUCCAUCAGUGUGCCAACAGCCUUUGUGAGGGCGGAGCUAGCUGCCAGGCUGGGGCUUUCCAAGUCGAAGCUGCUGAUUAUAGAUGUGUCUGCCCGGAAGGUUACAUGGGUACCCACUGUGAGGCUGAUGUGAACGAAUGUGCCUCCAGCCCCUGUCAGAACAGAGCUCUGUGCAGGGAUGGAAUCAAUGACUACUCCUGUUACUGUGUGCCCGGCUUUCAAGGCAAACACUGUGACAUCGAGGUGAACGAAUGUGUAUCUCAGCCUUGCCAAAAUGGAGCAACGUGUUUAAAUAAGAUUGGGAAGUAUGUCUGCGCCUGCAUGCCAGGGUACACAGGUAGGAACUGUGAGCUGGAAAUCGAUGAAUGUCAGUCAGAGCAGUGCUUUAACGGAGCGACCUGUCAGGACUAUCUGAAUGGCUUCAUCUGCACAUGUGUGCCUGGUUUCCUGGGGGAUUUCUGUGAAAUCAAUGUUGAGAAGUGCAGAAGUCAACCAUGCCAAAAUGGAGGGCAGUGUAUUGAUGGAAUAAAUGGAUACAGCUGCAUUUGUUCUGGCACAGGUUUCACGGGCCUUCACUGUGAAAUUCUCAUUCCACCCUGCCUAUCACAACCCUGUCUUAACAAUGCUACGUGUGAGGAACGUGGUGAGAACUACACAUGCCAGUGUUGGCCAGGCUUCACAGGCAAUGACUGUGAGAUGGAUGUAAGUGAAUGCAGCAGUAACCCUUGCCUCUCUGGAAGCGAGUGUAUAGAGCUGUCCUGGAAGGAACGGUACGGAACAGCCCCAGAACUGCCGGCAGAAUUUGAUUACCAAUAUGCUGCUGGCUAUGUCUGCAAAUGUCAACAAGGUUUUACAGGUGUUCUUUGUCAAGAGGACAUUGAUGAAUGUGAUACGAAUCCCUGCUACAAUGCAGGUACCUGUGAGAAUAUCAAUGGAAGCUACAUCUGCCACUGUCCACCGACUCACAGAGGGGGGAUCGCUUAUGGUGGGCCAAACUGCACUGACGUCCUUAUUGGCUGUGAGAGCCAUAAUUGCCAAAAUGGGGGCACAUGCACCCCCUCCCUAAAGAACGGUCUGCAUGAGUUCAGCUGCAUGUGUCUGAACGGCUACUCAGGGUCAAUGUGUCAGACAUCUACAACAUUUUCAUUUGAGGUGAAGGGAUACCUUCAUGUUGAAACAUCUCUAAAGGAGGAGGACAUUUCUUCAAAUGUAACUCUAAGUUUUAGAACUGUACUACCUAAUGCCAUUAUAUUUCACCGAGGGAAUAAAGACGUUUUCAUCAAAUUAGAACUUCUUCAUGGCCUCUUACAUUUAACACUACAGAUUACAAAAGAGCAGAGCUUUGUCCUGGAGCUGCCCCACAACGUGACUGAUGGAGAGUGGCAUACUGUGGAGACAACGCUGGGAAAAAACACAUUUGAAAUGAAAGUCCUGGAUAGGUCCUGCAGUAAUGACUGUGCUAAACAAGAGCCUGUGGGAGCACUUGAUGGUCAGCUUGUAUCUGCAUUACAGAAUACCUUCAUUGGUGGUCUCAAAGUUGACGGGUCCAGUUCUGAGAGCAUUAAUGGCAUCCACACCGAACUUUACUUGAUCGGCUGUCUGCAAGAUAUACAUAUAAAUUCUGAGUUAAUUCUCCCUGGGAAGUGGUCUUCUGAGUCAGCCUUGAAUGUGAAUUUGGGUUGUAGCAAGAGGGACAGGUGUGUUACCAACCCAUGUCAGAACAGGGGGCGUUGUGUCAACCUAUGGCAAAGUUAUCAAUGUGAAUGCUAUAGACCGUAUGAAGGACAAAACUGCUCAGAUGAAUAUGUAGUUGCUAGGUUUGGAAAUGACAACACCGAGGGAUAUGCUGCGUUCAAAAUCGAUGACAACCCAGGUGAGAACAUCACCAUUUCCAUGUUCGUCCGCACACGCAGACUCGCCGGAUUGCUGUUGGUUUUGAAAAACAGCACCUGCCAGUAUUUGACAAUCUGGUUGGAAGAGGGCAGAGUGAAAGUUCAGAUCAGUCAGUAUCACACCCUAUCUGUGGAUUGUUUUAUGAGUGACGGGCAUUUUCAUUUACUAAGUGUGAAAAUAGAGCAGGACAAGAUGGAGCUGUUCCAGUCAGCCCAGAAACUGAGUUACAUCUCUAUUCAUGCAAUAAAAGUGCAGUCAGAAGAUAUUGUUUAUGUUGGAGGCCUAUCAGAUGAAUAUGAAGUGGCUGCAUUCGGGGGAUAUUUCAAAGGCUGUAUUCAGGACUUACGAAUCAACACUAAGCGAUUGCAAUUCUAUCCUAUUGGUGCUCCUGUCAACUCUUACAGUAAAAGAACCCUGGUGAAUGUGACACGUGGCUGUACUGGGGACAACACAUGUAAGAUAAAGCCCUGCCUGAAUGGUGGGGUGUGCUACUCCAUCUGGGAUGACUUCACCUGCUCCUGCCCCCCCAGCACUGCUGGGAGAAUGUGUGAAGAUGUCCGAUGGUGUGAGCUCAACCCCUGCCCUUCAGCGGCUAUGUGUCAGCCACUAAACAAAGGAUUUGAAUGCAUCACCAAUGCAACAUUUACUGAAGACAGCAAUAUAAUGUACAGGGGUAAUGGUAAGAUUGACAGAGAUCUCACUAACAUUACCUUCAGCUUUCGGACCAGAAAACAAGAAACUACCUUGCUCCAUGCUGAAAAGGGGCCUGAAUUUGUUACCGUUGCUAUCCAGAACUCACAUAUAUUAUUUGAAUUGCAGAGUGGGAUGAGUUUCAUUACAGUAAGCAUGAAGAGCCUUUUGCCAGUCAGUGAUGGCAGAUGGCACAAAAUGACUCUUUCUAUGAUAUAUCCUACAUCGCUAUUCUCAAGGUGGCACAUGAUGAUAGAUGGAGCAGAAGAAACGGCCACCACCAGUGUAGCCACUGGAAACCUGAACUUUCUCAAAGAAGGAACUGUGAUUCUCCUGGGUGGCCUUGGUCCAGAUGUUGGAGGCAACUUGGUUGGCUGUCUUAGCACUGUAGAAAUCAGUGGCGUUUCUUUACCAUACUUUGACGAUGCAGAUAUUCACAUUGCAAAGCCUCAGCAAGGGCAGUUCAUUAAAACAUCAACCAAACCUGCCAUCACUGGCUGCUCAGGAGCUAGUGUCUGUACUCCUAACCCCUGCCUGACGGGAGGCAGCUGUGAAGAUUUGUUCAAUCUUUUUAACUGCACAUGCCCUGCCGGCUGGGCUGGCCUCAAGUGUGACAUAAACAUUGACGAGUGCGCGUCCAACCCUUGUAUCCAUGGCAACUGCGCAGAUAAAACAUUGUCUUACGAGUGUGACUGUGAUCCCGGUUACACAGGGAAGAGCUGUGAACUGGAGAUCGAUGAAUGUGAAAAGCAUCGUUGUGUGAACGGAGCCACGUGCCUCGAUGGCAUCAAUAGCUAUUCCUGCCUGUGUUCUCCUAACUUCACAGGACCAUUUUGUGACCAGGGACUCAGACCUGACAGCUUUCUCUGGCACUAUCCCAGGCUGCGAUACCCUAAGCUACCUGUGUCAAUCUGUGGAAAUGGCAAAAGAAACUAUACAUGUUUCAAUGGAGGGAACUGCACAAGAACCAGAGGACGGAGAAUGUGCACUUGCUUGCCAGGCUUUACUGGAGACCGGUGUGAAAUGGACAUUGACGAGUGUAAGUCUAACCCCUGUUUAAAUGGAGGCCUUUGCCGGAACAUGUUCAACAAGUACCAGUGCCUCUGCGACAUGAACUUCGCUGGGGACCAUUGUGAGCUCGAUCCCUGAACGAAACUGAUAUUCCUGAAACCCCAAAUGCAACAACUGUAAGUGCUUCAAAUUUAAAAUGGUUAAGUCUAAAUGUUAUCUUGCAGCAUUUUUUGUAAAUCACUUUUACACAAACACAUAUUUGAACCCUAACCACGUACUUGUGAUUUUGUAGAAUUUAUAGUAGAUAUCGGCACAGGUAUCUUCAGAUAGACUUUCAAAGCACAGUUACAGGAAACCCUUUUUUGCACCUUAAUUUUAACUGUUAAAUACCGUAUAUAAACAGUGAAUUAUAAUGCAGUACAAAGUGGAAUGCAUUUUUCAUUUUCAGAUCAAGCUUUGUUCAUCUCUUGCUGUACACAGUCAUCACUAAGUAAAGUUAUGCUGCUAACAAUAUUAAUGUGAGGUCUGUCUACAAUACCCUACUACUUUAUUUAUCCCAGUUUAUUAUUAGAAACUUUCUUAGUAUUAAUGUAUGAGUUCCACAUGGUUAAGUACACGACAGAUAAUUUACCUUCAGGCAAGCUGUCUAAUAUCUCUUUACAUUAUUUUCCACAGACUGCUCCUGUAAUAAAGGGGCCAAAGUUAGCAACUGUUCUUGUGCCAUGUGUCAUUGGAGGCGUAGUAACACUAGGAAUUGUUUUAUUUUUUCUGGUUUUAAAAAUCCGAGAGACACAGCAUUUGGAGAGGACACUGAGCACUAGGCAUCUGGAUCCCACUGGAGUGGUGUUGCCAAACAACUCUUUCAAGCUCCCGCCUGUUGAACGACUCAUUUGACAUUCACAGAGACAGUGGAACAACAUGUGGGGGUCUGUGAGUCCUUUAGAAGUGUUGAUCCAGGAACUGGCAGUCCCUAUAAGCUUUUACCAGCCAUAAUAGAGAGAGAAUCAUGAUGAGUCACAUUAUUGGAUAUAAAGCACACAGCUAAAAAUACAGAAUUUGUAGUUUGCACUAGCAGAAAUAAACAUAAAUAUAAUGUAAUUCUGUAAGCUAAAAUACUUCAGGUGAUGUUAUGAUGACCAACCGCAAUGUGAACAGUUGUAUAGGCAUGCUGAUCUAUAUUCAAAACCAUUGUUUGUAAUGGUGGAACAAGGGCAGUUGAUUCAUGCACUUGAGGGUUCAUUCCCCAAAGCAUGUGUAAAACCAGGUAUUGUUCAUGUUACUUUAUAAACCAGGUCAUGGGACAGUGAUCUGAAUUAAUUUUUUUGUUGAAAGAAAUUGUUUUUGUGGUAAUAGUGAAAAUGGAUUUGAAGAGUUGACAUUGUUUAUUAGAUUAACUACGAUAUACAAAUACUUUCCUGGCCUCAAACCUCUCACAUCCAGGUGGAAGUGGAAAUUUAAAGUUUUUGUACAUCAUAGUUAAUUCAAUAAACAAUAUGAACUCAUCAAAUUAUUUGAGUUAUUGAACUUACCAAAUGACUAAUUUCCUGAAAAUGUUUUCUUCUUUCAACAUGUCUUUAUUGUUUUCUCAUUCCCACUCCUUUUUUUCAAAACUUCUCAUUUCACCAGUACAAUAUCUAUCUGAGGUUCCACUGCACAUAAGCAUCCAGAGACAAGGCAUUUAAUAUACAGGUGAAUUGAAUGCAUGGAUAAAAAUUGGGUCCGUGUUACUAUCGUCUAUUUAGCAAGUCUAGAGAAUAUGAUCUUACCAUUGCAGCUCCAAUGCAUUUUAUAUUGUUAAAAAAAAGAAAAAUCAUUGACUGACUGAUUGUGACACUUUCUAGCUGACCCCAGAGCUCACUCUCUCCAUAUGCUUGGUCUCGGUGGCUCUACUCAUAGCCCUCUUCCUAGCCACCACCGCUUUCACUGUGCACAUGAACAGGAGGGCCACCCAGGGGACCUACAGCCCCAGCCGACAGGAGA